Molecule: messenger RNA, 2831 nt
Organism: Microcebus murinus (gray mouse lemur)
Lineage: Eukaryota; Metazoa; Chordata; Mammalia; Primates; Cheirogaleidae
Source: RefSeq, a predicted model, not a curated record
CUUUCAGAUUCAGGGUCUAAGAAGUUACCUCCAAAUCACUGCAACAAACCUGGGCAAAGCAGCUCUCAGAAGCCAGUUUCUACACAACAGAAAGUUCCCACAGGAAAGAAGGGCUACAACAAAAAUUCAGUCCUAAUAAAACGCAAGAAAGGGCAUUCUGGGAAGAAAUCUUUAAAAUGUAUUGACUGUGGGAAAAUCUUUAGUCAAACCUUUUCUCUUAAACUUCAUCAGAAUACUCAUACUGGGGAACGGCCUUAUGAAUGCAGUAAUUGUAGAAAAGUUUUCAGACAGGUUUCGUCCCUCAUUCUUCAUCGGAGAAUUCACAAUAGAAAGAAAAGCCAUGAAUGUGAUAAAUGUGGGAAAAGGUUCAAUCAAAGAAUAACCCUUAUUCUACAUCGGAGAAUUCAUGAUAGAAACGAAACCUACAUGUGUCGGAAUCCUGCAAGUCAGUACCCCUCUGUCAGUACACAUGAGAGAAUUCGCAUUGUCGAAAAUGUCCACCAUUGCAAAACAUGUGGGAAAGCCUUUAGUCACAUGGCAUCCCUUUUACUUCACAAGAGAAUUCACAAUGAAAAGAAAAAAUACAAAUGCAAGCAGUGUGGGAGAGCCUUCAAAAAGAAAUCAGUCUUAGUGUUACAUAAUAGAAUUCAUACUAGGGAGAAAACCCCUGAAAGUCAGAAGGCCUUAAGUAAGAGUCUACAGCAGAGGCGUUGCCAUCUGCAAAAUCCUUAUACAUGCAGAAAAUGUGGGAAAUUCUUUAAUAGAAUUUCACCCCUUAUGCUUCAUCAGCGAAUUCACACUUCACAGAAACCCUACAAAUGUUAUAAAUGUGAGAAGAUCUUCAGGCGACUUUCAACCCUUAUUCUGCAUCUAAGAAUUCACAAUGGUAAGAAAGUAUAUAGAUGCAAUAAAUGUGAGAAAGUCUGUAAUCGGUAUUCAUCCCUAAUUCAACACCAGAAAGUUCAUACAAAGAAAAAGAAACGGUUUGAGUGUAAGGAAUGUGGAAAGAUGUUUUCUGGAACAGCAAACCUUAAAAUACAUCAGAAUAUUCAUUCUGAAGACAAACCUUUCAAGUGUAAUAAAUGUAGUAAAGUUUUUGGCCGCCAGUCAUUUCUUAUUGAACAUCAGAGAAUUCAUACAGGAGAGAAACCCUAUCAGUGUGAGGAAUGUGGGAAAGCCUUCAGUCACCGAAUAUCUCUUACUCGACAUAAGAGAAUUCACACCGAAGAUAGACCCUACGAAUGCGAUCAGUGUGGGAAGGCCUUCAGCCAGAGUGCGCACCUUGCCCAACAUGAAAGAAUUCACACUGGAGAGAAGCCAUAUACAUGUAAAACAUGCGGGAAAGCAUUUAGUCAGCGCACAUCCCUUAUUCUACACGAAAGAAGUCAUACUGGAGAGAAACCCUAUGAAUGUAAUGAAUGUGGGAAGGCAUUUAGCAGUGGCUCAGACCUGAUUCGACAUCAGAGAAGUCAUUCUUCAGAGAAACCCUAUGAGUGUAGUAAAUGUGGGAAGGCAUACAGUCGGAGCUCCUCCCUGAUUCGACACCAGAAUGCACAUUCUGAAGAAAAACCCUAAGGUUUUAAAUCUAUAAAUGUGAAGAAUGAGGCUGUCAAAGAAGCAUAGGUAUGGGGAAAAUGUAUUUGUCUAUAACAUAAAUUUUGUCUAUAUGGGACCAUUUGAUGGUGCGUCCCACUUUAAGAAACAAAGAGCAAAAGUCAUUCAUGACUUUUGACCUCAGAAUUGGAAAUUGUCUACAGCAAGUCCAGAAUACUGCAUUAGUCAUUGUGAGUGAAGACCAUUUUUCACGUGAUAAGAAUUAUUCAUAUUUUACUUCCAGUGUAGUUUUAAAGUUACUUCAUUUGUCAUGUACAACAAAGUACAAUUGUGAAGUCCAUUUUUAUGAGUGGGGCUUUUGAGCCUUAUUUAAAGUCACUUGAAGAAACUUUUGAGUCUGUUCCUCAGAACUGGACAUAUCAAAUAGAAGGGACUUCCUGGCAAAACAGGGUGCCACUUUCAGCUGAAAGAAACUGGUGGUUGAGAAUAAAUAAGAAUGAGUCUUUAGGUAGAUGAGGAUAUCAUGCAUAAUGGUACAUAGCAGUAGAGCUCUUACCGUACUGUCUUCAUGGUUAUGAUGAUAUAUAAUCUUCAUGAUGUGAAAAUCUAACAUGGCUGAGACAGGCUAACAGAAAAAUAACCAGGAUAUACUGAAGAACAAGGAACUUCAGAGCCGACAGAAAUUGUGAAUGUUUUCUUUGAAGAUCGAUUGUCUAUAUUUAUAUGAAGAAACAUUGAUAUUUUCAUGUAAUAGUACUUGUGUGCAAUAAGUGACUGGUGAAAUAUAAGUUCUUAUGAAUUGAAUGUUUGUGUCCCCCAAAGAUUUAUAUGUUGAAGCCCUAACCCCCAAUGUGAUUUUGUUUGUAAAUCAGGCAGGCCUAUGGGAGGCAAUUAGAGUUCAAUGAGGUCAUGAGGGUGGGGCCCUCAUGAUGGGAUUAGUGCCUUUAUAAGAGAGAACAUCACAGAGCUUGCCCUCUCUGUGCUAUGUGAAGACACAGAAAGAAAGAAGCUGUCUGCAAAUCAGGAAGACAGCCCUCUCCAGAACCUGACAUCUUGGACUUCCAGGCUCCAGAACUGUGAGAAGUACAUUCCUAUUGCUUAAGCCACCCAGUCUGUGGUAUUUGUUAUGGCAGGUAGAGCUAAUAUCUGGGGGAAACCCUAGAUUUGUAUACUGAGCUCUUUUCCUGUCAGCUGUUCACCAUAUGUGGUAGCUUUGAGUCCCUUUCUUAUUUGUGCCAAAUAUGUAAGAAAUAAAAUCAGAGUUCUGUGAGAAGUGG